Penicillium paradoxum is the source of this 1581-nucleotide messenger RNA. Its product is annotated as cation diffusion facilitator family transporter. NCBI's taxonomy places the organism in Eukaryota, Fungi, Ascomycota, Eurotiomycetes, Eurotiales, Aspergillaceae. The record is from RefSeq and is a predicted model, not a curated record. Gene Ontology annotation, cellular component: membrane. The coding region runs from base 1 to 1581 and encodes 526 amino acids. Gene Ontology annotation, molecular function: zinc ion transmembrane transporter activity. The transcript is spliced from 4 exons. Gene Ontology annotation, biological process: intracellular zinc ion homeostasis; zinc ion transmembrane transport.
AUGGGGCUAUCCAAGACGAACAGGAUCUUGAUCCUGCUGGUCAUUGAUACAGCAUUUUUCUUGCUUGAAUUAAUCACCGGUUAUGCCGUUCAUUCCCUCGCCCUCGUGGCCGAUUCCUUCCAUAUGCUUAAUGAUGUACUGUCCCUGUGUGUUGGUCUAUGGGCCGUGAAAGUCGCAAACCGGGAGACCACCUCCAACACCUAUACCUAUGGCUGGCAACGAGCAGAGACACUUGGUGCUCUGGUCAACGGCGUAUUUCUAGUUGCUCUUUGCAUGUCGAUUUUCUUGGAGGCAACUCAGCGAUUGGUGGAGCCCCAGGAAGUGCAAAAUCCUCGAUUUGUCUGCAUUGUUGGGUGUUUCGGUCUUGCUUCCAACAUCAUCGGUUUGGUGCUCUUCCAUGAUCACUCCCACGGACACGGCGGCGGCCACGAUCAUGGCCAUGAUCACGAUCACGAUGAGCAUGAGCACGACCACGAUAUCGAGGCUGGGGGUUACAUCGACCACGAGCACACUGAGAUUGCCGCCCAUAGCUUAGAGAGGACAAUCCCUGGCGCUGGAGGACCCGCAGGCUUGGCACCAAACUCGCUCACCCAAACUACUACAGAGCCAUCCAGCCCCCGCAAACGGCGCGACACCCAGACUCGCGGCGCGCGGACAUACAGCACCUCAGGACGUGUAUUCGUGAGCGCCGACGAUAUUCCCGUGCUCCCAGAGAGACUCAGACAAGGAAUUAUUGCGGCCAGCCAAUAUCGUAAUGAGCAAUCGUCAGACUCGGAGAAUGGCCAUGACGAGGACGAGAUUCCUUCCGAGCGUUCAGGUCUCCUCAGUCACCGGGAUCGCACCACCAACUAUACAGACGAGGAGGGCGUCCCAGUUAAAAUCCACGAUCACCGCGAUGAUGACGUUCACAAAUCCCACAAUCAUGCACAGCCCAAGCCGAAGGACCAAAAGAAGGGCCACAGUCACGACCUGAACAUGCGCGGUGUCUUCCUCCAUGUCGUGGGAGAUGCGCUUGGAAACAUCGGUGUGAUUGUGUCUGCGCUUGUCAUCUGGUUGACGGACUACGAGUGGCGUUUCUACGUCGACCCGGGCAUCUCCCUCGUUAUCACGCUCAUCAUCCUUGCUUCCGCCAUCCCGUUGUGCAAAGCCGCUUCUCGUAUCCUUUUGCAGGCCGUGCCCCCUGGCAUGAGCAUCGAUCAUAUCAAGGAGGAUAUCGAGCGACUUCCCGGUGUCAUUGGUUCUCACCACCUACACGUCUGGCAACUGAGCGACACCAAGAUUGUGGCUUCGCUUCACCUCCAGGUGGACACCGAGAUCAAGGGCGAAGGAUCGGAGAGAUAUAUGCGCCUGGCCAGACAGGUGAGACGUUGUCUUCAUGCUUACGGUAUUCACUCUUCGACCAUCCAACCCGAGUUCGCACCCGAGAGUGAUGUCGAGGACAAUGGCCAAGCAUCAUCCUCUCGAGGCGAUGACCUAGUUCCCAGCCGUGCUGCCAGUGUUAGGGAAGGCGACCCUCAAGCGUGUCUUUUGGAGUGUGACGAGAACUGCGCCCGAGGAGGCCAGUGUUGCCCCAAAAAGUGA